AGUAAGAAUCGGGUUUCCGGGACGGCUCGGGUAGCGACAUGUGGAGGUUGCCGUAAAGAUAGCUCGUGUGUUUACAUAGUCGCAGUAAAUUUGUACAUUAACGGAAAAUUCAUAAACAUUUGAUUAAAAAUGGCGUCCACGGGGGUUCAGGAUGACAGUGACGAUGGGAUGGACGAGUUUAUGGAUAAAUUUAAAACCCAGAGAUACAAAAAUGCUUUCAGCGAGAACAACUGGGAGGAGGUAAAAAAAUCUGUUUGGGUUUCAGCUUCAGAAAAUAUUUAGUUUUAUUAUGAGAGGGGCUGUGUCAGCUUCUGUAGAGCUAAUGUUGAAAGAGGUACAUUUUCUGACCUCUGUUGUUAUUUCUAUAUUUUCCAGGAGUUUAAUAAAGUCCCCAUGUUCAUGAAAACAGCCCCUGAAGAGAUUGACCCACAGCAGUAUCCAGAGUUAGCCUGUCUCCAGGCCAUCAUCCACGAUGAAGACAGAUCUCCAGAGGGUAGGUGGACCACAGCUGUCUUUAACAUCUUUCAUGUCAGGACAUAAAGAGACUGUUAGGUAUGAUCAUUUGUCCUAUCUCUCCACAGAGCAAGCCCAGAGCCUGAAAGAUGAGGGGAAUGUGUUUUUUAAAGAGAAGAAGUAUGAGAAAGCGAUCCUGGCUUACUCGGCAGGUUUGAAGAAGAAAUGUGGAGAUCAGGAGCUGGACAUGAUGCUGCUCACUAACAGAGCAGCAGCUCACUUUCACCUGGGUAUGAAGGACUCUUACUUCCGUACUCAGAAACAUGACAAGGAUAUUUCAAUAGAUAACAGUUGUGCCGGUAUCAAGAAUAUGAAUGUUUUACUUCAUCCAAGGCUUUUCUGGUUCUUCUCACUCAGGUAACAUGCGAUCAGCUUUCAAUGAUGCUGCUGCUGCCAAGAAGAUCAAACCAGACCACCUUAAAGCCUUAAUCAGAGGUCAGUACAAAGAAUGUAUGAGCCGAAGGAGCCAUAUUUAACCACAAGCGUCUCAUUUGCAAUGUUAACUUCAACAAAAUACAAUACUGCCAUAAAAGGAUAAUGAAAAAGUCGAUAAAUCUUGUAUUUUUUCAGGUGCUCAGUGCUGUAUUGAGCUGCGCAACUAUGCAGAGGCCCUGCAGUGGUGUGAGGAGGGGCUCAAAGCCCAUCCAACAGACAAGAAGCUGCUGGAGCUCAGAGCUGCAGCAGAUAAACACAAGGUUCAGACUCUCAUGGGUUUAUAAAUGAGACAGAAAGUUUUAGUUUCAGGAAAGUUUGAACAUGUUUUAUCUUUUUGUUCUUCAGAGAGCAGCUGAUAGAGAUGCAAGGAAGGCCAAGGCAAAAGAAAAGAAGCUGCUCGGUGCAAAGGAAGCUCUCCUCGCUGCUAUUAAGGUGAGUCAUUAUAACACAAAAGCUGGAGUUUAACUUUACACCAUUCUACGUCAGAAAAAUUAGUCACUUUUGCUUUAAUGAAAAACCUUCUAAUACCACAAACACACCCUGUAAGGACUCACUGGAACCUCUUUAAAAACUGACUUCCAGAGACGUUUCUUAUUUCUUAUAAGCUGAUUCCAGCUGUUUUUGUCCCUGUUGUUGUUGCACAUGUCCGAUAUUUGUUUCUGUGCUUUCUGCAGGAUCGAGGCAUCAAGCUCCUGCAGCCUGUGAAGUCUGGUCAGCGCGGUUCAGACAGUGAGGAUGAGGACAAAGGCUCCUCUGCAGCCAUAUCACAGCUGAGUCUGGAUGGACUCAGCUCUCAGGAGGUGACGGGGGCUCAGGUGUUCCUGGACGAGCAGGGCUCUCUUCACUGGCCCGUUCUCUUCCUCUAUCCUGAACACCAGCAGAGCGAUUUCAUCUCGGCCUUCAGCGAGAAUAACUGGUAUAUUAACUCCUCCCUGUGUGUCUACGCUUAUUUUAACCAUUUAUAGUGGGGUGUUGUUCAUCUUCCCUUCUCUUUUUCAUACAUUAAAACAUAAAUAUAAGUUACUUGAUUAAAAGUUAUCUUAAUCUUAAAUUUAGCUACCAAAUAACCACUUGAUUUCUAAAUCACUGUGUUUUUCCCUCCAGUUUUUCCGAUCACUUGGUGGUCAUGUUUGGAGAAGAACUUCCACCUUGGGACACGGACAGAAAAUAUCAGCCUCAAAAUUUACAGGUCUGUUUUUUUGCCUUAGAUCUACUCUUUCCUUGUAAGCAAAUAUGCAGAAGAAACCUUUAAUUUUCCCCUGAAACUGUUUCAAACAAAACCACAUCAUCAUCAUCCAGUAGCGGUCAGUAUCAUAAGUAUUUUUGCUCCUUUGUUCUGCAUCCUUACAUUUUUGAAUAAAACCUUUUCUUACAGACUACAGCGGGAAACAUUUUUGACACAUUUAGGUUUUUACUGAAGACCCAGAUUUGUGCAGCAGCAACCCAACAAAUAGAAGUGUUUGUAUCUUAAGUACAUGUUAUUUGAUUGAUCAAGUCCACACAGUUUUUUUUAGUGCACGUGUGUGUGUGUGUGUGUGUGUGUGUGUGUGUGUGUGUGUGUGUGUGUGUGAAAAUGUGAAAAUGUGGCCACAGAAACAUGCAAAUGAAUAUUUUUUUUGGCUGUCAUAGAAACGAACGUGUUAAACAAGAUUUAUCUUGAUUAGUUAGAGCAGUUGCUCAACUCUAAUAAGGCGCUAAAGGGAAUUUUCUCUGGGAAAGUAUUUUGGUUAAGAGGUGUGUCUGUGUGACCUUUAAUUUUAAUCCCUAAACAGAAUCAGCUGUUCUGAUUUAUAACAAUAAAAUGAUUGAAUUUUAACCGUCUUUAAACCAAACUUGACUUGUCCUCUUUUUCCAGCUGUACUUUGAAGAUGAGAAGAACGAGACUCUUUACCAAGUCCACCCUGAGACAUCGCUUUUAAAAGUGCUGCAACAUAAAAGGUAAACCAAUGAAGAAAAAAUAUCACGAUGAGUUAAAAGGACUCAUAAAUCACAUCAAACAACAACAGGAAGACAGACGAGGCAAGAAGUUUGAAGUUGGUAAAGCUCCCGUGAGGAACUUUCUGUCAUGUUGGUUUUGGCCACCUCUGUAAACAAUGUGAUAGUUCUGACAUCUUUGCUAAGUUUGUCGUGUACAUAUGUAAGUAGUGUUGUCCAAAAACAACAAAAAACUCACCUUUUCUUCUUCUAACAGUAAAAUAAAUCAGUUUUCCUCACUCACCAUCAAAUUAUUUAAAAAAGAAAAUAGAAAGGCUUCCUCUGCAGAUCGUAGGUCAUCUUGUCUGGUACCUCCCCCCUCACAGACGUUGAUGAUAGCCGUGUUUACUUCUGAGUCUGACAGAGCCCUCACUGUUCAUUUUAAUCUGAACUUUAACUUUUUUUUUUCUUUAAUCCUGGACUGAGUAUCUGUGACAGAUCGAUCUGUUAGGAAUCUUGUUUGCACCCUGCGAUCUGAGUUUUCUCCUUCAUCUUGAUUCAUUUUCAUUUCUAUUGUGUGAACAGGUUUUUUGUCAAAGGAGGCACUCCCAGCUUCAUCGUUCUGGUGAACGGCUCAUCGUUCAGGAAACAGUUUUUAACAGGGAAGAAAACUCAAGGACUUUAAGCCACAUAUCUUCAAACCCUGAACUUUGGAUGCACAUCAACCCCAAAAGGACUUGUUGAAAAGGACGCCUAGAGCAGCUCGUCAAAACAUUUUAUACAAGUGUUUUGUUGGUCGAAAUAACGCUCUAAAAUGAUCAAAAUCAAACAGAAAAAAUCAUUUCUCAUUGAGGAUGUAUACAGCUGCUGUCAGUGUUUGUUGAAUAAUAAAAACAAAUCAUGAAAAAGAAAAAAA
Messenger RNA from Xyrichtys novacula (pearly razorfish), 3778 nucleotides. Lineage: Eukaryota; Metazoa; Chordata; Actinopteri; Labriformes; Labridae. The record is from the annotation of a GenBank genome assembly.